UUCAAAAUUCAAAAGCCAAGUCCAGCCGCGCAAAUGUCGGGCGCCCGAGCCAAGCCUGCGAUUGGGAGACACUUUGGAACGGUCGUGCGCAACGACGUUCGUCGCGAUUCCAACGGCUUCGAGGACAUCGACGACUUCUGGGACGAUGACACCUCGUCGGCUGCGAACGAUUCUACCACUGAUAUUGAACGUUCGCGUGAUGCUUUCGAGUUUUCCAGUCGUGCGACGAAAUCGUCGGGCACGAAACCUGUCCUUCGUACACCCAAGAAGGGGGCCGACCUGACACCCAAAGUCAACCGCAAUUCCGACGGAUUCGAAGAUAUCCAUGAUUUCUGGGCUGAGGCUCGCGCGUCUGCUAAUGAAUUAUCCCCAACUGCUGGACAUACGAAUGACAGUGUUGAACUCGGCGGCACUGAUCUAGACGCCUCCGGUAUUACUCUCCAGCCCGCAAAAGCAGUCCCUCCGCUGUCCGCAAAGAAGCAUAAACAUCUCAAUCGUCGCCAGAGACGGCACACUUUAGACGGCGCCCCUCAACCCACGAACGAAGGGAUCAACGACAAAGAACAACAAGCGGCCUCCCAACCGCCUCCGUCGAGCACAGCCAUCACCCCACCAUUUGCAAGACGCCCCAAAUUCCCUAGCUCAUCCAUAACAGCUUCCGUCAUCAUUCCUACUUCGACUACUCAACCCAUGGAAAGCAUUCCAACUAAGCACGAACCAUCUCCUCAAACGCCGUUGAGGCAACGAGAGGACAGCGACGUGUAUUCGUUCAGCAACAUGUCAUCUCCUGCAUCGACAGUGAAGAGCACUGAUUCCAACUCCCCCCAGACGAGCUUCAUGGUGUCACCAACGCUCACGCCUCUUCGACGAGAGCAUCGCAAUGUCCUGUCUACACCGUCGCCAACACCAACAGAGAUUCGAGCGAUGACGCCGCUGUCCCCUGGUCGUGCCAACGAUGUGGACCACUCCAUGGUGGCGUCGGAACAAGACGAGUCGCGUCUAGAUGAUGCACAGAACGACGCGAUGCCUCGAUUGCCUUCGGAAUCACAACUGGAACACCGAGAAUCGGUUGCGAGCAUUAACAGCCCUGCAGGAUCCCCUGCGUCCACCACAAAUCGGGAAUCCGUUAGUCAAACCAACGACCUCGACGCAUCACGUUACCUAGAGCAGAAUGACGUUGAAGAUGAUGAAGCUGUUAUGCCAAAGCUGCCGACCCGAAAACUAGUUCCUAAACUCUCGACGCCUGAAAAGUUGACUGUUAGAAAGAAUCGACGCACAUCGUCUGAUGAAGAAGCCGAUAUUCCCGCAAAAACCCCCUUGAAAAAUAACAGGAAACGCCCAGUGGAGCAAGAAGACUUUGAAUUUGGCAUGCCGUCUCCCCAAGAAGAUGGUGACCCGUUCUUGGGCAACUUGACACCAAUUUCGCCCUUCGAAGAUCACACGCUACACACGCCUCCAUCGACAAAGACUAAGCAACGUCCGCCAAUGAAGAAGAAAUCUCAAGCUGUCUCUGCCAAGACACAAAAAACAGUCAACGUUGCAAAGGUCAAGAAGCGCAAUAAAUCGGCCGAGGUUGAGUCGGACUUUGAGUCGUCGUUUGCGUUGACGGACCAGUCGCGAAUGGACUCGGAGUCGGAGGCUGAAAACGACAUCACGGUUCUAAGCAAUGCCGACGCGAUUCGCUACGACUCGGACAACGACGAAUCCGGGGUCCGUCGAUCAAAACGGCGCAGAAUCAAGCCAUUAGCGUGGUACAAAUGUGAAAGGCCAGUGUACGAACGCCGCCAAAGCGGCGUUGGGUUGAUUUUGCCAACAAUCUCCCACAUUGAGCGCGCUGGCACCAACACGCCGGCAAAGCGCCAGCCGCACAAGUCAUCGCACAAGUCCAAAACGACUCCGUUUCCCAUUGACGACUUACCGUCGGAAUAUUCGUACUUGGCGACCGACACGGGUAACAUUUGGGACGAAUUGAAUAGCGACACCAAGAAAACGCGCGUAAUUGGACGGAGCAAGGCGUCCGAAGUGUUUGCGCUUCCUGGCAUUGAAGGCCUACCUUGCGGUUAUGCUGGCCAAACUUUCAACUUGCCUGGAGGCCCGACCUUACCCACUUGGAUCUCUGGGCGCUUGUUGCUACCUCCGAACGGCGCCAAGCAGCCCGAGUCAGUCGGCAAUUGCACGCAGACAUUUGUUGUCCUGCAGUGCCAACCGGGCUCUCUUGAGGUGGCAUAUGCAGAUCCUUCAGAAGGUUCGUUCGACCACGAGACGGCCCAAAGGUUUCUCCUGAGCCCCGGCGACGAGUACUUUGUCCCGCCCCAGAAUGCAUACUACUUGCGCAACCAUUCCAAGACUGUUGAGGCGGAAGUCCGGUUUGUCAUCAUGAAGCCAUCGCGGCUCCAGCUCGCCACGGCGGAGAAAGCGACCACUAGCUCCAAGAAGAAAACAAAAUAAAUUAGACCCUAGAGCUAAAAAGGAGUGGAAUGUAAAUGGUCCGGCGAUAUCCGCAAGUCCAAAUGGUCGUCGUACGCACACAUGUUGUCAAAGCUAAGGAACGCCAAGUCCACUUGCUUCAAGACAUCCCCGACAUCGGGAUGCUCGAUGAACUUGAGCGUCUUGGCCAGGAGUGCCGUCUCUGGAAUCACAUGCACGGCGGCGUGGCAUGCAUCGCGUUCCGCCAGCGAGUCGCCGACCGAGAUCAAGCUGUGGUUGCCCCACCCUCGUCGAUUCCCGAAACACUUGGAUGCAAUCAUGCCAAGCGUCUCGAGCUUCCAUCGACGCGCGUCGCCCCCGCCGCCAAACGUGCGCUCGAACCAACUUCGAGCGGACACGAUGUGGAUUUCGUCCGACAUGUUCAACAAGUCGUGGACGGCAGGCAUGUACAGCGAACACGCAAUUUCCACCCAUCCGGUUUCGGCAGCAGUUACGACAAAGACCGGGCCGUACGUCAAGGCUUUCGUAAGAAGCGCACAGAUGCGGACUUCGAGCGCCGCGAGUACUUGGCGAUCAACCGCGCUCAACGCAACACUGUGUCCUCGAUACGAGGGAAGCAGACCUUGGCUGUGCAGCCACGUACUUGGACACAACGUGUCGUCCCAAUCGAAGACAGCGACAGUUCUGUCUCGACUAGGGUGCAUCUGGCACUGCUGUUGCGAGUCCCUGAAGCUGUCGUCGUAAUGCGUCGACGGUGGGCGAAGGUGUUCCGAGAACAUGUCGGCAACUCGGGGUUGG
Aphanomyces invadans is the source of this 3225-nucleotide messenger RNA. RefSeq lists its product as hypothetical. The record is from RefSeq and is a predicted model, not a curated record. The coding region runs from base 34 to 2448 and encodes 804 amino acids. Gene Ontology annotation, cellular component: kinetochore. Gene Ontology annotation, molecular function: centromeric DNA binding. The transcript has 20 exons. Gene Ontology annotation, biological process: spindle attachment to meiosis I kinetochore; kinetochore assembly; attachment of mitotic spindle microtubules to kinetochore. NCBI's taxonomy places the organism in Eukaryota, Oomycota, Saprolegniomycetes, Saprolegniales, Verrucalvaceae.